CUCAAGUCCGUAGCAAGUCGGUUCUACACUAUAGAGUACUGGCUAGGAUAUCGAACCGGACAGAUGGCAAUGAUGGCAGAUCCGAGUGGAGCCCUCGCUCUUCCAGAGGUGUGGGAAUGCUUGACAGGUCUUUUAGGAUUGGACGCCUUGGUUGCUGUCAGCGCAGCCAGUCCUGCAUGUUUUGAACAUGUUCGGUGUGAUGAUGAGUCUUGGAAGCGUUGCUAUUCAUUCCGGUGUUCAACUUGUCCAGACAGCAUUGCAAAAGGAUGCUGGAGGCAGGCGUUUAUCAUGGCAGCGAAGAAUACGGAGGAGUCGAAUCGUUGCUGGUGUCGCGAGGAUCAGAAUCUUUCUACCCGUCACAAACUGAUUUUCCAAAGCUUUGUACGGUCUUGGGCGUCUGAUGGGCGUACGUUAGUCGCGGGCGAGUACGAUGGAAGAUUGCAGCCAUUGGAUUGGUCCACCGAAACCAUCGGAGCGCCCUUCCAGGGUCGCCACAAUGAUGAGGUAGUGUGCGUUGACCUAAACCAGGAGCACGUCUUGUCUGGAAGUGGUGAUCCUGGGUACUACAAUCGACCAGCUUCUGAUUCAUCUGUUAAGCUUUGGAGGCGUAGAGACGGUGCAUUAUUAGGUACUUCGAAUCAUCACAGAGACACUGUUCGAGCUGUUUCUCUUUUCCCGGCAGACUCGGCCUUCUCUAAUUAUGGGAUUUCGGUCUCCAUGGAUUGCUGUCUGUGCUUGCAUUCGUUAUCGCCCUUCCGAGUGUUGAGAACGGUCAGAAUGGAUGGGCCUUGUCGCUCACUGAAGAUUAUAGAGUCGCCGCGGGCACAUCUUUGUGCAGGUAUCGCUCCAGAGAUUCGUCUCUUUGCGAGCACGGGUUCGCAAGUAUGUGGGUUCUCCUUGUGCUUUGAAGGAAGGGGCCAACCGGAUCUGUUCGAAACAGAAGAUGUGGAAAUACGCUGGGACGUUUCAAGCCUGGCAUGCCACACCGCGGUAUCGUUUUGGGAGCACGCGUCGAUCAGGCAUCAUUUUCCGAAUCGUUUCCUUGAUCUGGACAGCUUCACCCUAGCUGGUGGUACAACUGAUGGCCGAGUGUGGGCCGCCCGAGUUCGGGACGGCAGUCCCAGCGUCGUGUCAAUAUCAUUGACGAGGGGCCGCCAGAGAGGUCCUGCAGAUGUGGUGUCUGUGCAGCUCCUGGACGCCUGCAGGAUGCUUGCAGUGAGCAGGCAAGGCUUGCUCGCGUUGGUUUCCUGGGCCGCCAGUAGUGACAUGCAGGUGGUGUGGGCCGUGUCAGGCCUCCGAAUGUAUGUUUCAACAAUAGGCCUCCGAGGGCCACAGCUUCUUGUGUCCGAUGGGUUCGAUAAUGCGAUCUGUGCGAUCUCCUGUGGAGCAUAG
Messenger RNA from Prorocentrum cordatum, 1392 nucleotides. NCBI's taxonomy places the organism in Eukaryota, Dinophyceae, Prorocentrales, Prorocentraceae. The record is from the annotation of a GenBank genome assembly.